AUGACAGAAUAUUCCAGCGUUAAAUCCACGAAAUUGGUUCUAAAGGGACAACAUAAAGGGAAAAAGAAGAAGGACAAGAACAAAAAGAGAAAGUCCGCAGACGACGAAUACAAACAGGAUGUUGUCGGCGGUUGGUGGGCCGUCCGCCAUUUUGGCGACAUCAUGGGCACGGUCGCCAUCGAGAUGCACAAAAACUCGUACAUCCACGCGUUGGACACGGGACUUUUUACGAUCGGCGCGCCGCACCCAGAUGACGAAGGACCCGACCCACCAGAACAAUUUACGGCGGUCAAGCUCUCUGACAGCAGGAUCGCCUUGAAGUCGGGCUACGGAAAAUACUUGGGUCUCAACGCCGACAACUUGGUGGUGGGUCGCUCCGACGCCAUCGGAGCCAGGGAACAGUGGGAGCCCGUUUUUCAAGAGGGCAAGAUGGCGCUCCUGGCCGCCAACAGCUGCUUCAUCUCCUACAGCGAGAGCGGCGACAUCGAGGCCAAGAGCAAAACGGCGGGCGAGGGCGAGAUGGUGAAGAUCCGCUCGUGCGCCGAGCGAGACGUGAAGCCCAAAGACGACAUCGCCGACGAGGACCGGGGCGACGUCAAGAACUGCGAGCUCAAUUACGUGAAAAAGUUUCAGAGUUUCCAGGACCGACGGCUGCGAAUAAACGAGGAGGAGCCGUCCUCCCUGAAGAAGGCCAGAUUGGAUGGAAAGUUUCACGAAGCUUUGCUUGACAGAAGGAGCAAAAUGAAAGCAGAUCGAUACUGCAAGUGA
Molecule: messenger RNA, 768 nt
Organism: Nerophis lumbriciformis (worm pipefish)
Lineage: Eukaryota; Metazoa; Chordata; Actinopteri; Syngnathiformes; Syngnathidae
Source: RefSeq, a predicted model, not a curated record